Molecule: messenger RNA, 5806 nt
Organism: Corythoichthys intestinalis (scribbled pipefish)
Lineage: Eukaryota; Metazoa; Chordata; Actinopteri; Syngnathiformes; Syngnathidae
Gene: lamc3
Product: laminin, gamma 3
Exons: 30
Coding region: 532-5358 (1608 amino acids)
Biological process (GO): tissue development; substrate adhesion-dependent cell spreading; animal organ morphogenesis
Cellular component (GO): basement membrane
Source: RefSeq, a predicted model, not a curated record
GCGGAGGACUGCGUGACGCGGGCGACUGUUUGUUGGAAAAGGCUUACAAAAUAACAGCAUUGGCAUCUUCUCAUGAAACGAAUGCCAUCUGAACGGCGGCGGCGGCGGCGGCGGCACUCUGGGUCCGAAUGGUGAGUCUGAUUGAGCUGGAUGGACGGGGUCAUGCAAUGCAACUGUGGUGCAUUAUCAGGGCGCGGUAGUUAACGACGCCUGUGUCUAGCAGCUUGGUCGGACGAUUGCCUUGCUUGCCGCUCAGAUGGAGGAAUUCUCCUGGAGUAACGUGGUCUCCUCACCAGCGCCGCCGCCACCCACUGACGAGCCCCCCUCCCGUCCCUGGACCCUCCUCCGAUGAGAAGAGUUCCUGCAUGGACCUUCACAGAAGGGGAACACAUGUUGAGGCUGGGAUGAUUUUUUUGGCUGCGGGGCUCCUCUGUGUAUUUUCAUCUCUCCCAUCAAAGUACUGUGGUGUGAGCCUUCUUCUUUGUGAAGUGUAGAUGCGGAAAGCCGGCGAUUGAAGCCGUGGUGUCAAAAAUGGACACCCGUCUCGCAGUGUGGUUUCAUCUCCUGGCCCUCCUCCAGCCUCAGGCCGGGGCCUCCAUGGACUCCUGCUACGACGAGGAGACGGGCACCCCAAGCCGCUGCUUGCCAAAGUUUGAAAAUGUGGCCUUCAAUCGGAGCGUGGAGGCGUCCAACCAAUGCGGAUCCCCACCCGAGGACUACUGCACGCAGAUGGGCUCGGCAGCGCGCUCGUGCCACCGCUGCGAUGCCUCAGACCCCGACUUUAGCCACAGCGCCGCCCUGCUGACAGACUUCCACAGGGGCGACGAGCCUACGCACUGGCAGAGUCAGUCCAUGUACUUCGGAAUCCAGCACCCGAAUUCUGUCAACCUUACCCUCCAUUUGGGGAAGGCCUAUGAGAUAACCUACAUCCGACUGAAAUUCUACACCAGCCGACCGGAGAGCUUUGCCAUUUACAGGCGCUCUCAAGCCGACGGACCGUGGCUACCGUAUCAGUUCUACAGCGCCUCCUGCAGGGAGACAUAUGGCAAAUCGGUUAAUGGUUUCCUGCACCUGGGGGAUGACGAGAGGACGGCUCUGUGCACGGACGAGUUCAGCGACAUCGCCCCACUCACCGGCGGAAACGUUGCCUUCUCUACCUUGGAGGGGCGACCCAGCGCCUACAACUUCGACCAAAGCCUCGUCUUGCAGGAAUGGGUGACAGCAACCGACCUGCUGGUCUCGUUGGACAGGCUCAACACCUUUGGCGACGAGGUCUUCAAAGAUGCCAAAGUGUUGCGCUCCUACUUCUACGCCAUCUCCGAUUUUUCCGUGGGUGGCAGAUGCAAGUGCAACGGCCAUGCCAGCGAAUGCGUUCGGGCAGAUAGUGGUAAGGAUGGCGAAGGCUUGGUCUGCGCAUGCCAGCAUCACACGGAGGGAGACGACUGCCAGAGAUGUCAGCCCUUCUACCGGGAUAGACCUUGGGCGCGAGCCACCGGGGAAUCGGCAAAUGAAUGUUUGCGUUGCAACUGCAGCGGCCGAUCGGACCGGUGCGAGUUCGAUGUGGAGCAGUACCGCAGCACAGGCAGCGGGGGGCGCUGUCUGGAUUGCCGGGACAAUACGGACGGCGCACACUGCGAGAGGUGCCGGGCCAACCACUACAGGGGGUCGCCUGACCUUCCCUGUCUCCCCUGCAACUGUAACCCCAAUGGUUCGGCUAGCCUGCAGUGCGACAGCGAGGGACGCUGUACGUGCGGCGGCCGAGGUGUGACGGGAGACAAGUGUGACAAGUGUCGCUCGGGAUUCCACUCGCUGGCCCCAGGUGGCUGCAGGCCGUGCGAUUGCGCCCCCGGUGGUAGCGUGGGCGCCUGCUCACCGCUGGACGGCAGCUGUCACUGCAAGGACAACGCCGAGGGAGGGAGCUGCGACAGGUGCAAGCCAGGCUUCUUCAACCUGCAAGAAAACAACCCGGCCGGCUGCCAACCGUGUUUCUGCUUCGGCCACUCGCUGGCCUGCUCCUCGUCCAAUCACUAUGUGGCCGUCAACAUCACUUCGGAUUUCAUGGAAGAUCAGGACGGCUGGCUGGGCGAGUUCUCGGGGGGUCGGCUCGAGCCCUUGCUGUGGAAGGAAGGCGAAGUCUACUUACUGCCUCUCUCCGAGGUGGACCCCGGAUACUACAGAGCCCCGGACAAAUUCCUGGGAGAUCAAGGCCACACCCACAACCAGCCGCUCUUCAUCACCUUCACCUCCGAGACUCCAGAACUGCUUCCAGAUCACGUGACCGUGCUCCUGGACGGCGCCGGGCUCACACUCGCCGCUGAACUCGCGCCCGGCCCAGUGCAUCACCAGGAAGUCACACCGACAAAAACCUUUGUCGUCAGGCUCGUCGAAAGCCAGAUGACGCCCAAAGUAUCCGCCCUGGAGUUUGGACGUCUCCUGCGCAAUGUGACAGCGCUACGCGUCAGCAAUGCAGGAGGACUGAACUAUACCUCCCAGCUCUCCGGGGUGAGUUUGUCCUCAGCGUCCCCCACUGCUGACCCAACAGCACCCCCUGCCCCCUGGGUGGAAAGCUGCACCUGUCCCACUGGCUUUCUGGGUCAAUUCUGCGAGCGAUGCGCACCCGGGUUCACCAGGGAGGUCCCAGGUGGCGGACCCUUUUCCACGUGUAUCCCGUGCGACUGCCACCAGCAUGGGAUUUGCCACCCGGAAUCCGGUGAAUGCAAGUGCUCGGACUUCACUGACGGACUCAGCUGCGAGCGCUGCCUAGAAGGUUACUACGGCAAUCCUUUGAUUGGCACGCCAGGCGAUUGCCAACCUUGCCCUUGCCCCGGCGGAAGUAGCUGCGUUCACGUAGCGGAGACCGAUACGGUGGUCUGCACCAACUGCCCUGCCGGUCAAACGGGAACUCGCUGCCAGAUGUGCGACGACGGUUACUACGGCGACCCAUUGGGGCAUUCGGGCAGGACGCGAGAGUGCAGCAGAUGCGACUGCAGUGGCAACGUGGACCUCAAUGCGGUGGGCGUGUGCGACCGCCUGACCGGACGUUGCCUGAAGUGCACGGGGAACACCGAGGGCGACCGAUGCCAGAACUGCCGCCGAGGUUACUACGGCGACGCUCGCAGCAACAGGCCUGGACUUAAGUGCAAGCCGUGUAACUGCGAUCCUGCGGGAACCUCGGACCACGCCACAGAGUGUCACCCUGAGACGGGAACCUGCGAGUGCUUGAACUACGUGACCGGGCGCGACUGCAGCCGCUGCGAGGAAGGCUUUUUUAAUCUCCGUCACGGCAAGGGUUGCGAGAGGUGCGAGUGUCAUCCCAUCGGUUCAUCAUCCGCCGCCUGCCACCCGAUCACAGGACAGUGCUCAUGUCGAGGGGGUGUGGAGGGGCGUUUGUGUGACGUUUGUCGAGCGGGAUUCUUUGGAUUCUCUUCACGAGGAUGCAGAGCCUGCGAUUGCGACCCCAUGGGUGCCGUCUCCAUGCAGUGUCACGCUAAUGGCACGUGUACGUGUCGGCCUGGCUUCACCGGCUCCAAGUGUAACAAAUGCCAGCCUAACUAUUUCCACAACAGAGGCACACACCAGUGCCAGGAGUGUCCAGCCUGCUACGGAUUGGUGCAGCAAGAGGCGGAGAAGCUGAGGACACGCCUGCGGGACACAGAGGAGCUCCUGGCUCGCUUCGAUUGCCACGGCCGAUUGGGGACGCGCCGUACUACGCCAGGAAAUCCAGAAGACGGAAUCCACCAGAACCAACGGGACAGAGAAGUGCUUCCCAAUGCGCUGGAGGAAUUUCUAGCCUUCCAAGAGACUCGGGAGGCCUUCAUACAACAAUUCUCCUCACUGGAGGUGUCCACGGGCGCACUGGAGCUCCAGCUGCGCCGUUUGGUAACCACCUUUAACUGCAGCGUUAGCACCAAAGAAGAAGAAAAGAAGUUUGGAAGCAUGUGUCAGAUUUUAUCUGAGAUGGCGCUGGUUGUCGGCGAGUCUCAAGCGGAAUUGGAGCAGGCCACAAAAGAUCUGGAUACUUUGAUAAUACCUUUUGAGGUCGAGUCAGGACCAAACCAGUGGAAGACGAUGGUUAACGAAUCUCAAGUUCUUAACAAAAGCCACGGAGAUGCCGCAGAUUACAUCGAGGCCGUGGCCGAAAGGGCGCUCGCCGCUUCAAAGCGCAACUUUGCCUCGCUGAUGGAGCUCCUACAGGACAACUCCACUGACGAGUAUGUUGUGGACCUGACGCAACGGAUGACGCUGAUGCGGCAGAAGAGGCAAAACCUGACCACUUUGGUGAACGAAAGUGUUGCCGAUGACGAGGCCCCAAAAAAUAACGGUGACAGGCUGCGCGUCGUUCUCGCCGAUGUCACGUCGCAGCUCAAUCGCAGGGCUGGCGGCGACGAGCUCACCAUGCGUGGCAACUCCUUGUUAAAAAAGAGCAAAGAACUGGAUGAAAGCAUUAGAUCCAAAGACGACCUCAUCGGCAAGAUCACCGGCGACACUCGGUCCCUGGUAGAGGUCAUCGGCAACAAGCAAGAAGUUCUGAACGGCGUUACGGAGCUGCAAGCCCGUGCUCGAUGGACUAAACUGGUCUCCUUGGCUUCGGUGGUGGCGGGAAAAGCCGCAGAGUCGGAAGAAAUCAGCUUGGACCGUGACUUACAAAACAUGGCGCGCGAGUGGCCUCGUCUGCAGGCCCAGACGAGGGCCGCCUUAAAGAAGAAGAAGCCCCUGGAAGACAAAGUUCUGGCCGGCGUCACCAACCUGGCGUCGGAGAUCCGAGAAAUGUUGCGGCCCGCGCGGGAAAAUUCCCGUCUGGCCAAGAAUGCCUCGCGAGAAGCGGAACAGACCGCUGGCACAGUGGCUGAGGAGUCGAAAUUGGUGCUGACGCAGGCCAAGCACACGAAGACGGCUUGCGCUCACCUUAGCUCGCACGUAGACUCCGCCUUGCAAAGUCUGGCUGCACAGACGGCGAUGGCCCAGAACGCAAAAUCUCACACCGUCGCCGCGGAGCCGGGCCCGCCACUGGCCGAAGUAAAGAAGGACGUGGAGGCGGCCAAGCAGCAGUUGGAGGCCUACUCGCUCACCUUAACUGAGCUCAUCAGCAAAAUUGACGCCAACGUACCUCUGGAGCGUUUCCACAACGUCCUGAACGAGACGGCGCGUCGUCUGACUAUGCUGCGUGGCAGCGUGGAGAGCCCCCUGCUGGGCGCCAAGAUCGGAAGCCUGCGCUCGGCGGCUGAGGGCCAGCGGGGCCGCCUGGCCCUCCUGGAGCGUGACGUUCAGGAAAUAUCGCAGGAGAGGGAUAGUCUCAGGGACAUUGCCCAACACUUGCCGCCCUCCUGCUUGGAAGCAGGCGGGAAGGAGCGCAGCUAACUGCUUGAAUUGGAAGAGAAAAAGAAACAAGCGCUUAACUCGUUGGCUUUAUCGAUAGAAGUCCAAUCCAUUUCAACUGGGAGGGUCUGUGGAAAAGCAAUGACCGUGAUGGAUUAGUGUGACUGUGCAACUGCGAAGAACCUCUCAGAGGUCCAGCUGAUUUGAUAAAAUCAUUUGCACUCCGCCCAACUGAAAAAGAUUGGAAGUCUGUCGCUGUCAUUAGCACUGAAACGUUCAUUUCUAAACUUCAAUGGGACUAACACACUUGGUUAAUGCCUAGGCCACACCCCUUAAAAGCAUGCAUUCAACACAUGGAUACAACCGUGUGUACAGUAAUUACACAAGUCUUUGCAUUUCUUUAUAUUUUAUGUUUUUGUACAAUACAGUCCCCUUUUCUUUAUUAAAAAACUUUUUAAAAAAUGUUUUUUUUUUUUAUUUCUUUGUCAGG